UGUAGGCUGCUGGGAGUGGAGGUUAUUUAUACUGGAGUUAAACCGGAGACACUGGAGGACCAUGUCCCUCACCGGCACCGGACCCGGCACUGAGUUCAGUCUCAUCAGAACUAACGGAACCUGGAGCCGCCGGGCCGGACCCGGCACCAAUAAACCCGUCACCAGCGGACCCGGCACCAGCCCACCCGGCACCAGCGGACCCAGCACCAGCCCACCCGGCACCACUGGGGGACCGGCAGGGGAACACCUGUCCCAGGCCAAGCUGUACCAGUGCAGUAACGGUUAUGGUGUUACGUGGACGGUGGAGAGUCCGGUGGUGUUCUCGUACCGGGUGGUGGAGUGCGAGAAGCUCCUGGACAUGAGUAACGAUACGUUACUGUUCGGACACGUCGGCGACGCGGAGGAGCUCCGAGUCCUGAAGGAAAGUUCUAAACCCCUCCGGAGGUUCGUGAUCAUCGAUGAAACGGUUAACGAGAUUUACGGCGCUCAGGUGGAGGCGUACCUUAAAUCCUGGCAGGUGAUUUAUAAACUCCUCCCACUUCCCACCACCGAGCAGAAUAAGAGUCUGGAGCUGGUCAGCCGGAUCCUGAAGGAGCUGCAGAGGUUUGGUAUUGAUAGGCGAUUGGAGCCGAUCGUGGCGAUUGGUGGGGGGGUGUGUUUGGACGUUGCCGGAUUGGCCGCCUCGCUGUACCGGCGCAGGACCCCGUAUGUCCGCGUUCCCACCACCCUGCUGUCCUACAUCGACGCCAGCGUCGGCGCCAAAAACGGCGUCAACUUCUGCGGCUGUAAGAACCGGCUGGGCUCGUAUACGCCCCCUGUGGCCGCGCUGCUCGACCGUGGCUUCAUUAAGAGCCUCCCGCGGCGCCACAUCGCUAACGGACUCGCCGAGAUGCUGAAGAUGGCUCUGAUGAAGCAUAAAGGACUGUUUGAGCUUCUGGAGAAAGAGGGGCGGGGCUUACUGGACUCUGCCUUUCAGUCAUCUGAUACCAUCAGUGGGUGUGGCUGUACAGACCCCGCCUCUUUGGCCACUAGGGUUGCCAUAGUGACCAUGCUGGAGGAACUGGCCCCGAACCUGUGGGAGGAUGAUCUGGAUCGCCUGGUGGAUUUCGGUCAUGUGAUCAGUCCAGAGCUGGAAAUGGUGGCGCUGCCGGAGCUGCUGCACGGUGAGGCGGUGUGUGUGGACAUGGCGCUGAUGGUGUUUGUAUCUCGGGAGCGGGGCUUCCUGUCGGGGGACGAGCUCAGACGCAUCAUUUCCUGUAUGAAGAGUCUGGAACUUCCUGUUUGGGAUUCGCAGUGUUCAGAGGAUCUGCUCCACAGCGCCCUCUCUGCCCGACUCACACACUGCGGGGGGGCGCUGAGAUUACCCCUCCCCACUGGACUUGGCACCGCCGGAAUCUUCAGUGAUUUGGACCCGCCCACUCUCUCCCGGGCCUAUCAGAACUGGUGUUCUGAACUGGGUUCUGGACGUUCGGGUCUCAGCGAAUCAGAGAUCAGUAAUUAAACAUCUGAUUCUCUAAAGAUAAAAGACUAAUUUAAAAACUGAUUCAUUUUAAUAAACUAGAUUCACCAGUUUAA
Molecule: messenger RNA, 1575 nt
Organism: Astyanax mexicanus (Mexican tetra)
Lineage: Eukaryota; Metazoa; Chordata; Actinopteri; Characiformes; Acestrorhamphidae
Product: 2-epi-5-epi-valiolone synthase
Exons: 6
Coding region: 62-1501 (479 amino acids)
Biological process (GO): antibiotic biosynthetic process
Molecular function (GO): 3-dehydroquinate synthase activity
Source: RefSeq, a predicted model, not a curated record